UGUAGCUAUGAAGAAGUAUCUUGCUGCUUUCCUUUUUUGUACUUUUUACUCUGUGUUGGUGGCUCAAGUCUGUUAUAAUGACAGUCCAUGUAUGAAUGGAGGAGAGUGUAUACAGUACUCACCUGCUGAUAAUUAUACUUGUAAUUGUACUGGCACUGGAUAUGAGGGAGUCAACUGUACUGAGCUUAUAGUAACUCCUACUCCUACUUCAGCAUUUUCAGUUAUUUCCACACCUCUUGUAUGCACACCACCUUGUAAUUCUGGUUCUUUGCGUCUUGUAAAUGGGUCAAGGUCCAACGAGGGAAGAGUGGAAGUGUGUCAAAAUGGAACCUGGGGUACAGUCUGUGAUGACUCCUGGGACAACACUGAUGCUGGAGUUGUGUGUAGACAACUUGGCCUAGGAACAAGUGGGACAGCUUAUAUCAGGGCACACUUUGGUGAGGGAAAUGGAUCAAUAGUAUUGGAUGAUGUUGCCUGUGAUGGAACCGAACAAUUUCUUGUAAACUGUAGACACAAUUCAAGUCACAACUGUGGACACUAUGAAGAUGCUGGAGUGACUUGUCCAGCUUGCAUUGAUGGAUCCAUUCGUCUUGCUGGUGGUUUCAACAGCUUAGAGGGACUUGUUGAGAUAUGCAGUGGUGGAGCCUGGGGCACUGUCUGUGAUGAUCGCUGGGAUUCCACUGAUGCUGGUGUGGUGUGUAGACAGCUAGGAUAUGCUUCAGGCACUUCAAUUGGUAGGGCUUAUUUUGGACAAGGAAAUGGAUCAAUUGUGAUGGAUAAUGUCGACUGUACUGGGAGUGAAUCCCACCUUAGCAACUGUACACAUAUCACUGAUCAUAACUGUUGCCAUUCUGAAGAUGCAGGAGUCAGAUGUGCCCGCGCUGUUGCUAAUUGUAGCAUGGAAACUAUAGCUAGUAGUGAUCGUGGUACAUUUGAAUGGCCAGAAACAAUGUCAGACAGAACAGCUAAUAUACCAUGUCCUAAUGGUCCUAGUGGUGCUAUUGCUAAUAGAACAUGUACUAAUAAUGGUACUUGGGAAUCACCUGAUAUAGAGUCGUGUGCAACUACAUCAGUGGCAAAUGGAUUCAGGAAUAUA
Amphimedon queenslandica is the source of this 1096-nucleotide messenger RNA. Its product is annotated as deleted in malignant brain tumors 1 protein-like. Gene Ontology annotation, molecular function: G protein-coupled receptor activity. The transcript is spliced from 7 exons. Gene Ontology annotation, cellular component: membrane. The annotation marks the transcript as partial. The record is from RefSeq and is a predicted model, not a curated record. NCBI's taxonomy places the organism in Eukaryota, Metazoa, Porifera, Demospongiae, Haplosclerida, Niphatidae.